This is a messenger RNA of Spodoptera exigua (beet armyworm), 998 nucleotides long. The record is from the annotation of a GenBank genome assembly. Lineage: Eukaryota; Metazoa; Arthropoda; Insecta; Lepidoptera; Noctuidae.
CUUGAUUAGGUUAUUUAGGUUUGGUUUUUGGUUAAAAUAAUAAACAAUGAAUAAAACAGUUAUUGUUUAAUAAUAAAUGGAGAACAGAACAUCAGUUCAAUAACAUAGUCUUAAAAAUGGCAAAUCAAAAACCCACUACAUCAUUAGAGUAUGAAAAUGUGAAUGGGAUAAAACUUGUACUAAAUGUUCAUAAAAGACAAACUCCCCCAGACGCUAGAAUAUUUACAAUAACUUAUAAAAAUGUGAAGAGUAAUAAUUCUAAAAUAGGGGCGAAGGCAUCUCUGUUUCUAGCUAUAAUAUUCAACUUAUUAGCUCUUUUUUACAUUCGGAUUAGUUUAACAGCAAUAUUGAUUAUAAUCAUUGUAUUAUCUUUCUUGGUCUUCUUUUGGUUUACACACAGUGUUCAGUCAGAAAGUCUCAUAGUCAUACCCACAGUGUGUAUCCAAAGCACUGUCAAGUAUGUGUGGGGUAGGGAGGACACCUUUGUGGACUGGUCAAAUGUUGACGAUGUUAUCAUUAAUGAAGUCAUUAAAAUGAAUCGGGUAUUGUAUUACCUAACACUAUUAAAAAAAGAAGAUAAUCCAGAUUCAGUGCGUCUGGUACCACUUUUUAAGUAUACAAAACCAAGACUAGUCAUGCUACAGAAGAUCUACUCGGAGAUACAAACAUUUCUGAUGGAUGCUCAGAAGGAGAGUUCUAUGGCUUCCGGAGACAAGAAAUAAAACUAACACAACUAUUUAUUUAUUAUAAUUAGUAUUACACUAUUAUUAGUUAAAUCAAAUUUAAUGUAACAGGGGAAAAAUACUCCACAUAUUUGCACAUUACAUGGUGCAUCACUACCCUCCUCAAGGAUACAGAGGCUCAACUCUUGGAUUAAAGUUAUCUAUGUAACAUAGUUUUCUCUUAAUCGAUGUAACAUAUGUAUUAGUUUAUGAUUUAAUGUUAUAAUAUAUUUAUGUAUUGUAUUCUCAAUGGGCCUCAGAUGCCUGACUUAAAUA